This is a messenger RNA of Spirodela intermedia, 276 nucleotides long. The record is from the annotation of a GenBank genome assembly. Lineage: Eukaryota; Viridiplantae; Streptophyta; Magnoliopsida; Alismatales; Araceae.
AUGCCCCGGCGGGGGAUGGCUGCGGAGAGGACGGCAGCUGGCCGCUGCCUUGCUCUGCUGAUGCUGCUGGUUGUGGCGCCCCCGCAGCCACAGAGCUCCUGCGGUGCAGCGGCUGUCGACGGGCUCCGCCGUCUGAGAGGCGGCUUCGGGCAGCGGGUGGAGGCUGGUGGCGCUCUCCCCGGCGGCGCUCAGCUCGGCGAAGGAGGCGUGGGUGCCGUUUACGCCGCCGAAGAGAGGAAAGUCUAUUCGGGCGCCAAUCCUCUUCACAAUAGAUGA